This is a messenger RNA of Galendromus occidentalis (western predatory mite), 2701 nucleotides long. Its product is annotated as protein ABHD16A. The record is from RefSeq and is a predicted model, not a curated record. Bases 309 to 2006 code for a protein of 565 amino acids. Lineage: Eukaryota; Metazoa; Arthropoda; Arachnida; Mesostigmata; Phytoseiidae. Gene Ontology annotation, cellular component: endomembrane system. Gene Ontology annotation, biological process: monoacylglycerol catabolic process; phosphatidylserine catabolic process. Gene Ontology annotation, molecular function: monoacylglycerol lipase activity; glycerophospholipase activity. The transcript is spliced from 9 exons.
CCCGUAGACUUAGCAUACGUACAGGAUACGCUCCGUUCCCGAGCCGUUGGUGGAAUCGCUUCUAGAAUUCUUGCGCAGGACCGUCCCGGCCAAACUUAAGGUCUGACAUAAUUGCGCUAGCCGCUGCUGGUGGUGGUGCUGGUGUUGCUGUUUCUGCUGCUGCUGACGACUUGGACUGCUGUCUUCCGUCCCUCCGUCGUCUGAGGAGCAGCGACUUGUGCUAGUGAAACCGUUUUCGCAACUGUUUGGCACUGACGCUGCCGCAGAUUGCAAGCUUUCGUCAGACCCGGACGAUCUGAGGCCUCAAAAUGGCUAUAGGGUGGAUCCUCAAAUGUAUCUCAGGACCGAGACUCUACAGAGUGUACAAAACGGAUACAUUCCAGGGGAAAAUUUAUGAGGCCAACUGUCUCGAAGGCUACUCAGACAACAUCAUUCGUUCCCUCGGAUACGCACUCUCGUUCGCGUGGUCUCUCGGGGCUCUGGCAUCACCUCUAAUCGCGUACUUUCUCUACCGGAAAGGCAUCGUUGGAUCGCUUGACGUCGUAUUCUACUUAUCAGGACUCGCAAAAGUCGUUGUCAUUGUAUGGGUCGGAACGCUAUGUCUCAGAGGCAUCGGCCGGUGCGCGAAUACGGAUUACCUCAAAUUCUUGGCCGCUCUCGAGAAAGCGCAGAAUGACCGAGCUGCCCUGAAAAUCUACGACGGAGACUUCGACGCGUGGCCCGUCGAUUUCACAUGGAGCGACGUCGUAAGCUCGAAAGACAAACCGCGAGUUACGACAGAGCCGUCGGCAUCCUCCGCCAGAGGUCAAGGUCUUCUGGACUUCGUCCGCGACUUGCCGUUGCGGGUCGUUGGCUUCUUAUGUAUUCACUCGUUCGGACGGAGCAUGAUGUAUCCUGGUGCGGUGAAGCUGUUCCAGGCCGCCGUGGGACCCAUGCUCCUGGAGGGACGGGCCAAACUCAUGGAGCAACACCGCGCGACUCGUUACAAGCUGGCCACGAGAGACGGCAACUUCAUUGACUCGGUUUUCGUGGAUCGACGGAACAAUAAUCUGCCGCAAGGCAAAACGUUGGUCCUCUGCUGUGAAGGCAACGCUGGCUUCUACGAAGUCGGCAUAAUGGCAACCCCGGUCGACGCCCAGUACUCCGUUCUGGGCUGGAACCACCCUGGUUUCGCGGGUAGCACGGGCGUCCCGUUCCCAGCUCAGGAGCAGAACGCUGUCGACGUCGUCAUGCAGUUCGCGAUUCACAAACUGAAAUUCAAACCGGAGGACAUCAUCGUAUACUCGUGGUCCAUCGGAGCGUAUACGGCUUCUUGGUGCGCCAUGAACUACCCUGACAUCAAGGGUCUCAUCCUUGAUGCAACGUUCGACGACGUAGUUCCUCUGGCGGCAUCCAAGAUGCCAACCACGAUUCGAGGCAUCGUCGAACGGACCGUUGCCGACUAUUUCAAUUUGAAUAAUGCCGAGCAAGCGAACAAGUACACUGGUCCCAUCCUCAUGUACAGGCGAACCAACGACGAAGUCAUCUCCACGGAUAUCAACAAUCGAUUAGGUUCCAAUCGAGCGAACGAUCUGCUCACGAAAGUAUUGCGACACCGUUUCCCCAAAGUCAUCUGCGAAGAUACAGCUUGGGUUCUUCGAGAGUGGUUGUCGGGCGACCGAUCUCACCAGAAGAUUCUUUACGAGGAGCAGCAUGUCGACGACGCUGAAUGCGAGCGGCUCCUCCAGAAAGCCGUCCAAGACGGUGACACAUAUCCCAUGCAGCUCGGUGCUGGUAUGCCGUUCGACCAGCGCGCUCAGCUGCUCCUUUACCUUGCGAAGAGGCACAUGUUCGAUUUCAACUCCACGCACUGUGUUCCUCUGCCAGUGGCGAAGUUCCAGGAGCCUUGGGACAUUCGCAAGGUUGGUUCCGCGCGCGCCGCCCUCGAAGAUAGCGUUCCCAGCUCCUCGAGCGAAAGCGAUUUUUGUCAAAUAGACCGCGACAUGUGCGAAGCUGGUGAACGCUAAAUCAAGUCUGUGAGCUUCUAUUCGAGAGCACUCUGUAAAUAGACUAGGAACCUGGAAGCGGGAAGCACAUACGGAACUUGACAAAGAGAUUGAUACUCAGAUAUGCUGCGUCGCUGAUCGCUUCAUGACCGAAAAAACGCAGGAAGGCUUGCGCUAUAUCGAGGCAAUUAAACCACCUGUGGACGGAUCAGGGGAGUCCUUCGGAAGCAGACCGGGCGAAAGCGCGGCAUGAAUCGCGCCCGCCAGGUCUCUCGUAUGCUUCCACGAUUACAAGAAGGGAUCGCUCGUGUUCCUCUUUCGAGAAAACUAUCGUUUCCGGAGUCUGUCCACGGAUUUCGUACCAGCGAGUAUUCAAUGUUAUACAUAAGUACACAAGAACUACAUGAACUCCUGAAGCAGUCUACAAUUCUUGUAUGAUGAGCCAAGGUCGGUAAUAAUUGGAAGGUUGUUCGUCACUCUGCCUGCUACAAUUUAUUGUCGGGUGAACGGUUAGAGGAACAAUGAUGAACACCUUCGCAAAUCUUAAUAUAUGGAGGCAUCGAUUAUAAUAAUGAUAAAUAAAUGUUGGAACAGUCACAGCUCUCUGUGGGGAGAGCGUUGUUCGGCUCUGUGGAGCGAUCGUGUCUUCGCCUUUUGGGUGUCUUGACGAACCUCGAAACGGAGGAGACGCUUCUGAUCGCGGAUUAGGAUCAUUG